Epinephelus lanceolatus (giant grouper) is the source of this 1634-nucleotide messenger RNA. RefSeq names its product cysteine dioxygenase, type I (gene cdo1). Gene Ontology annotation, molecular function: ferrous iron binding; cysteine dioxygenase activity. Lineage: Eukaryota; Metazoa; Chordata; Actinopteri; Perciformes; Serranidae. Gene Ontology annotation, biological process: L-cysteine catabolic process. The record is from RefSeq and is a predicted model, not a curated record.
GCACCAAGUUGGUGAGAGGAACCUGUUGUCUCAACUGAAGAAAUCUCAUCCGAAGAGAUAACCUCCCGCAGAGAGAUGGAGCACACCGAGGUAGUGAAGCCAGAAACUCUGGAUGACCUGAUUAAAAUCCUGCACAAGAUCUUCGCGAGUGACUCUAUCAAUGUGGAGGAGGUCCAAGCUAUAAUGGAAGCAUAUGAGAGCAAUCCUCAGGAGUGGAAGAAAUUUGCAAAGUUUGACCAGUACAGAUACACGAGGAACCUGGUCGAUGAGGGUAACGGAAAGUUCAAUCUCAUAAUCCUGUGCUGGGGAGAGGGCCACGGCAGUAGCAUCCACGAUCACACAGACUCCCAUUGUUUCAUGAAGCUGCUGCAGGGUCAGCUGAAGGAGACGCUGUUUGAAUGGCCGGAUGAUAAAUCACAUGGAGAUAUGGUCCAGAAGUCACAGAGAAUUCUCCAGGAAAACAAGGUUGCUUACAUAAACGAUUCCAUCGGCCUGCAUCGUGUGGAAAACAACAGCCACACUGAGGGCGCAGUCAGCUUGCACCUGUACAGUCCCCCAUUCCAGACCUGCCAGACCUUUGACCAGCGGACGGGGCACAGGAACACAGUCAAGAUGACCUUCUGGAGCAGAUACGGAGAGAGGACUCCACAUGAGACCACAGUCUCACAAGAGAACAACUAAGGGUCACCAAAGGAGGCUGCCCAUGAUGAAGACAGUUGCAUUUAAAAUGACAAUGUUGUGAAAAUGAUUCAAGGGAAACUGCUGGGGAAGCGAAAUGUGGAACUACUAUGACUAAGCAACCCAUUUAAAAAUCAGGAGCGGGCCGGUUCAAAAGGACAACCCAGUAAUUAGAAUAGCUUUAUCGCUGCCCAGUGUGAGCUUGGCAAAUACUGAUGAGCACAGGACGAAUGCAUGAAUAGGCUUGGACAUGGAUUGAAUCUCCCUUUUGUUUGCUGGGCCUGAGGAGACCCAUUUCCAAUAACAACAUUCCUGUCUAUCCAUGACCUGUGCAACCACACUUUUGUAAAGUUAUGGCCCAUAGUCAAAGAUUAGAGCUUUAGCGUUUUUUUAAAAAAAGGGGGGGGAAAUAUAUUGCUGUUAUAGUGUUUUAAUUUUAUAUCUCAAGAAGAGGAAAACAGUUUUGCAAUCAACAGUUUUGUUAUCAAUGGAGCACUUUUAUAGCUGUAUUUGCUGUCAGCGUAUACCACUCAAAAUUGUCUUAACACUCGUAAAAAUUGUAAAGAUGUAACAUUGUUUGUAUAAUCUAAUUAAACAAAGUUUGUUCCAUUUGCAUUUUGAAAAGGAAACGUAAAGCUUUAGAGUUGUGUUGUUUUUAAAAGUGCGAUGGUAAUUUAUUUGCAGGGAAAAGAGUGUAAAAAAAAAAAGAGAAAGCUUCUGUGUUACUCUUAAAUGUAUUCAUACUCGAGUUUUGACCAAGAGAAUCUUUUGUAUUAUUAGCAGACAAUAUUUUUAGAUAAAACUCAGGAUUUUGGCAUAUUUUAAUUGUAGCUGUAUUUAUAUAGUGUGUAGCACCUCUCAUAGCACUGUCACAUGCAUGGAUGAUUUCUGUGAUGCAGUAAAUGAGAAAUCUGGCCAUAACUGUAGACCAAUAAACACCAUUACCCUUUCACAGA